CCAGGAUCCCACACGCCUGUACUACAUCAACACGUGUACCACGGAUAUCCUGUUCCAUUUCUCUCGCGAAUCGCUUCAGAUUUCUCGAGGUAAACGCCGUCUUGUGUACACCAUGCGCAGUGCGCACCGCUGCGCAUUUUAGGAAUCAGUCGUAGCCUUCGUAGGGAAGGAACGAAGGUAAUCACAACGAAAGUCAGUCACAGGUGCCCCCGCGCGCGCGAGAGAGAAAGAAAAGCGUAGAAAAUCGUUCCAGUCCGACGCGGAAUUCCAAUAAAAACAACCGCGUAAGCGGUAGAAACUCCGAUCGCAUCCAUCGAUCGACCAGUAUCGAUGGCUGUGAACAACGUGAUGCUAGCAAUCCACGAGAAGAAGACUUCGUCCGUGGAGAUGUACCGUCCCCUCCGCCAGUACAUCACCUUCCACUACUCAGAGCGAGAAGCCCAAAAUCUAGAAGACGACCUCCAAUCCAUCCGUCAGAUGCGGUCCGACAUCGAGCGGCCGUCCGAUUCCCCCGAUGCCCGCCGUGACCUCCUUCAAUCCUACUAUCGGGCCCUUUGCUUGAUGGAAUCGAGGUUCCCGAUCUCCGCCGAUCGGGACCACAUCAACGCCAUCUCCUUCACCUGGCACGACGCUUUCAAGCCCAACAAGAAGGCGACGCAGCAGAACAUCCACCUCGAGAAGGCGGCGGUUCUCUUCAACCUCGGGGCCGUAUAUAGCCAGAUCGCGCUUUCGGCUGACAGGACUGCGGCCCACGGGCUCAAGCAGGCGUGCAAUUCGUUCCAGGCGGCUGCUGGAGCUUUUGGGUUUCUGAGGGAUAAUGAGGCUACAAAGGCGGCAGUGGGCGGUGCCGCGACACUUGAUUUGUCGGGUGAGUGCGCAGGGAUGCUUGAGAAGCUCAUGCUCGCGCAGGCGCAGGAAUGUUUUUUUGAGAAGGUGAUCGCUGACGGAAAGCCACCGGGGCUCUGUGCGAAGGUCUCCAGGCAGGUUGGCCUUUACUAUGAGGAAGCUUAUGCAGCCUUAAAUGUUCAACCUCUCAACCAGCACUUCGACCGGACCUGGAUUUCUCAUGUACAGUUAAAGGCAGCUCAGUUCUAUGCGGAAGCUUGCUACCGUUUUGGCUUGGAACUGCAUGACAAAGAAGAGAUUGCGGAGGAAAUUGCACGGCUGAAAAGUGGGAUCACUGCAUUGGCUGAUGCAAAGAAAACAGCUAAAGGUGUUGCCGCGCCCCUCCUCGAUGCUGUUACUAGAUUGGAAGCUAAUUUAAAUCGCAACCUGGAGAGGGCUAUGAAGGAGAAUGAUAGGGUUUAUCUCAUGAGGGUUCCUGCAGCUAACUCCUUAUCACCUCUUCCGGCUGCUUCACUGGUCAAGUCCACACCCAUGAAUGAAAUCUUGGAUGCGAGCAAAGAGAAGUUGUUUGCAAGUCUUGUCCCAGAUACCAGUGCAAAGGCUCUUUCGAGGUAUACAGAGAUGGUCGAUGACAUCAUUCGGACACAAGCUGAGAAGUUGCAGCAAGGGAGUGAGAUAACUAGAGUUAAGCUAAAAGAAAUGGACCUGCCUGAUUCUAUACUUGCGUUGGAAGGGAAUUUCACACUACCAGUGGAUCUUAAAGAAGAUGUAGAGGCAGUUCAGAUCGUUGGUGGCCCAUCCAGUUUGGAAGCUGAGUUGCAGCAGCUUAAGGAUUUGAGAAGGGUGAACCAGGAGCUGCUUGUGCAGACUGAAGAGCUUCUGCAGAAAGAAGCAAGAGAGGAUGCUCAAUUCCGAAGCCAAUUUGGGACACGGUGGACUAGACCUCAGUCAAGCACUCUGACAAAGAACUUGCAGGACAGGUUGAACAGAUUUGCUGGAAACCUGAAGCAAGCCACAGAAAGUGAUGCACGAAUCGAGCGUGCUGUGAGAGAGCAUUCAGCUCUCAUGUCAAUCCUUGACCAUCGGCCGAUAGAAGCUGCUCUUCCAAGUCUUGCGAAGCCAAUCUUGUCUUUGGAUGGCAAUGAAGAUGCUAUUGUUGGGGCCCUGAAACAGAGUCUGAGGCAAUUGGAGAUUCUUGGUGCACAGCGGGCAGGUCUUGAGGAUAUGCUUAAAGAGAUUAAAAGAAAGGAUGAUAUUCUACCCAAGUUGAUGACUACCGCUGGGUCAUAUGAGGAUCUUUUCAGGAAGGAGAUAGCAAAGUAUGAUCACAUCUGUGUAGAAAUUGGGCAAAAUAUAGAGGCACAAGAGCAGUUAUUGUUGCAAAUUCAGGCUCAAAAUGAUCAUUUCACUGCUGUCUUUAAUUUGGAAGAUUACAGAGCUUCUCGGGAGAAGAGUUACAAACAAAUUGCCGCUGCCAUAUCAAAGUUCCGAGAAAUCAAGGAUAACAUCAAUGAGGGACUCAAAUUCUAUGUCACUCUUCAGGAUGCAAUCACAAUCGUGAAGCAGCAGUGUAGCGAUUUUGCGAUGACCCGCAACAUCCAGUGCCGUGAAAUGAUUGAAGAUGUACAGAGGCAAGUGGCAGGUCUCAGCUUCAAUGCCAAUGGAAGAAGUGGCCACAACUAUUCUUCAGCUGGACCGCCACAAUCACAGAGAUCUGUCUCUCAACCACCAGAUCCCCAAAGCUCACCACAUCCUUCACGCCCACAGACGCCUUAUUACCAAUCUGUGGAGCAGCCGGCAGCUGGAUUCACGCAGCCUCAGCCUGCAUAUGCCUCAUCCCAGCAGCCUCCUUAUCAUGCACCACUGCCCACCAGUAGUCAUUACCAACCUCAGCAACCAGUGGGCCAUGAAUAUGGCCAACCUGCUUACCCCGGGUGGCGCGGCCCAUACUACAAUGCCCAUGCGCAACAACCUGGAUCACAACCCCCACCUCCUUACACCAUUCCGCCGCAGCAACCCGGAUCGCACCCUCCGCCUCCCUACACUGUACCAUCCCCGUAUCCUCCCCAUCAAGGUGGUUACUAUAAGCACCAAUAAAGCAUCUCCUCGCUUCAUCUAUUUGAUUGCUAUACUCGUCGAUUUCCUGUGUUUAAGACAGCAGUGUGGAACUCUACCUGGAUCAUAAUCAGGUCUUAUGCAUCAGGUUCGUUAUCUUGGUGCGCUUGCCUGUCUGUGGAGUCGCAUGCGUGCAUGUAUUUAUUUAUCUGUGCACCUUAUCCUUAAUAAUAUUGUUAGCUGUUUGAUUAUA
Magnolia sinica is the source of this 3154-nucleotide messenger RNA. Its product is annotated as vacuolar-sorting protein BRO1. Bases 331 to 2943 code for a protein of 870 amino acids. Gene Ontology annotation, biological process: protein transport to vacuole involved in ubiquitin-dependent protein catabolic process via the multivesicular body sorting pathway. Gene Ontology annotation, molecular function: protein binding. Lineage: Eukaryota; Viridiplantae; Streptophyta; Magnoliopsida; Magnoliales; Magnoliaceae. The transcript has 8 exons. The record is from RefSeq and is a predicted model, not a curated record. Gene Ontology annotation, cellular component: endosome.